Messenger RNA from Papaver somniferum (opium poppy), 1086 nucleotides. RefSeq lists its product as uncharacterized. NCBI's taxonomy places the organism in Eukaryota, Viridiplantae, Streptophyta, Magnoliopsida, Ranunculales, Papaveraceae. Gene Ontology annotation, molecular function: DNA-binding transcription factor activity; protein dimerization activity. The record is from RefSeq and is a predicted model, not a curated record. Gene Ontology annotation, biological process: regulation of DNA-templated transcription. The coding region runs from base 1 to 1086 and encodes 361 amino acids. The transcript is spliced from 2 exons.
AUGAUGAUUAAUGCUAUCAAGAAUCCAAUUGGAUGUUUCAAGAACAGUUUCAACAACUUUGAGUUGCAAAAAGAAGCAGAAUUACUCAAGAAUCAAUCCCCUUCAAAUGUCUACUACCCCAACACCAGAAACAACAACAAUCUUCUCAUCAGUACUACUAAUUACUCAUAUCCAUUGACAAACACUUCCUUCAAUACCAAUACCAAUACCAAUACCAAUACUACUAAUAGUGCUAAUGAUAUUUCAUACUUGUUCCAACAAGAAGAUCACUUCAACACUACCAAUACUACUACUACUACAGAUAAUCUCAACAACAGCAACACCAAUCCUCUUUACCCAUACUGCUCUUCUUACUCAUCAUAUACCAAUGAUUAUGAUGAUGAUUAUAGACCUAUAUUGUCUACAUUCUCAUCAUUACCUGUUGAUAAUGAAGUCAUGAUCCCAUUUAAUGAUUAUGAGUUCAACACACCUGCUAGUACUUACACCCCAAGCCUUAAACGCCAAAGACCCUGCGUCGAUCCGCUUCCGAGUUUUCCUCCUUCGGAUCAUUUUGCAUUCAACAACAAUGAUGGGUGCUAUUCCAAUCCUAUGAGUAACUGUUGCUGCCCAAAUUCUCAGGUGGAUCAAUUUUUGCUUCCAUCGCCAACUAAUACUACCGGCACCACUACUACUGCUAAUGAGGUUUCAAUUGCACAACCGGCUUACGCUAACUAUGGAGGUGUCGGUUUUGUUGAGACGAGUAAUGGGAAGAAAUCUGACAGCAGGUACUUAUCGGCACAGAGUGUUGCGGCUAGAGAGAGGAGAAGAAAGAUAAGUGAGAAAACGCAGCAACUUGGGAAGUUGGUUCCUGGUGGAAGUAAACUGAAUACAGCUGAAAUGUUUCAUGCUGCUUACAAGUAUAUCAAGUUUUUGCAAGCUCAAAUUGGUGCUCUUGAAUUCAUGGGCUCAGUUCAGGAAAAUAAAAUGGAUUGUUUAACGCCACAUCUGGGAGUUCUAUUGGCAUCAUUACCCAUCCAAGAGAAGUUGUAUGCUGAGGAAAAGUGUUUGGUCUCGAGUCGCUGCGGUGAAAUUAUGCGCAUGAAUUAG